Protopolystoma xenopodis is the source of this 552-nucleotide messenger RNA. The record is from the annotation of a GenBank genome assembly. Lineage: Eukaryota; Metazoa; Platyhelminthes; Monogenea; Polystomatidea; Polystomatidae.
UGGGCCGCUAUCGAGCUACGCAACCAAUUACCAAGUUCUAAGUUUGAUGGCGACAUGGAAUUUGCUGAGGCCGCCAGAAAAAAAAAUAUCUUCAUGUUCUUGGAUAAUCGAGAGGAGUUUGGCUAUCUUAUAUUUCCUGAUUCAUACAAUACCACGCAUUUGUACAAUGAUCUGUGGCAGGUUAUCGACAAUCCGCUGGACUGGGAAGAGCAGUAUAUUCAUCCUAAUUAUUCUAAACUUGUGGGAACUGGCUUCCAGUUGAGCGACUUUGAGCAGCCUUGUCCUGAUGUAUUCUGGUUUCCCUUUGUGACGGAGAAGUUUUGCCGGCAAAUUGUGGAGGAAAUGGAGUAUUUUGGCCAGUGGUCAUCGGGGAAAAAUGAGGAUGCCAGGCUGGAGGGUGGCUACGAGAAUGUGCCCACGCGUGAUAUUCAUAUGCGCCAAGUGGACUGGGAGGGGCAUUGGAUGCACAUCCUACGCAAAUACGUUCAUCCGAUACAGAAGAAGGUCUUUCAGGGCUAUGAUGACAUUGUGAGUGCACCAUUUUUAACUUAG